AGACAUGAGCGUCUCGUCAUUAUAUAAAACAUAUCUGAUUAUGAGCGUGGGAUAAAUCUCUUGAUGAAUCAUACAUACCCUUACCUCGGUGUGACUGGAGCAUUUUCCUCCGAAUUAACGGCAACGUUUGGCUUCAAUCUCUUAACUUUUAAAAGUGUUGAAUUACAACUAUUUGCAACGAAAUGAAGCGGUAUGUUUUUCUGGGUGUUCUUUCGAUGUAUUACCUCCAGGUGUCAAGCUCGAGCUCUGCCGCGCACGGGUGUUUCUGCCAGGUGACCGGUAGCUUGGAUGACUGCGCUUGUGAUGUGGAGACAAUUGAUGCCUUCAACAAUGAGCGACUCUUCCCCAAACUUCAGAAGCUGCUUGAGUCCGACUAUUUCAGGUUUUAUAAGGUGAACCUGAAUAAGCCAUGUCCAUUCUGGACAGACGAUGGCCUCUGUGGGCAAAAGAACUGUGCCGUGAUCCCAUGUCCACCAAAUGAGGUUCCAGAGGGAAUCAAAACAAAUGGCCAUCACAAUAAGUACUCGGCUGAAGCAAACAACCAGGAGUGUGAGAAGGCUGAGACGCUUGGAGCAGUGGACAGCUCCCUCAGUAAGGAGACCAGACAGGCCCUUCUGGAAUGGAAUAAGCAUGAUGACGAGGCAGAGCGAUUCUGUGUGAUUGAUGAUGAGGAGUCUCCUGAUUCCCAGUAUGUGGAUCUACUGCUAAAUCCAGAGCGCUUCACUGGAUACAAGGGGCCCGAGGCCUGGCAAAUCUGGAACAGCAUCUAUGAGGAGAACUGCUUCAAACCAUACACUGUGAAGCGACCUCUAAAUCCUAUGGCAUCUUACAGUGGAACUGAUGGGAAGACAUUUUACAGUUGGCUGGAUGGCCAGUGUGUGGAAAAGAGGGCUUUCUUUAGGCUCGUCUCUGGGCUCCACUCUAGCAUCAACAUACACCUGAGUGCCCGGUACCUCCUAGAUGACAACUGGUUCCAGAAGAAGUGGGGUCACAAUGUCUCUGAGUUCCAACAACGUUUCGAUGCCCAGCUGACCAACGGCGAGGGCCCAAAGAGGCUGCGCAACCUCUACUUCCUCUACCUGAUCGAGCUGCGUGCCCUGGCCAAAGUCCUGCCUCUUCUCCAGCGCCCCUCCUUCCAGCUCUACACUGGCCAACCCACCCAGGACCGACAACACAAACGCGUGCUCCUAGAGCUCCUCCAGGUGGCCAAGUCUUUCCCUUUGCACUUUGACGAGACGUCUCUGUUUGCUGGGAAUAAGGAGGAAGCUGCCAAUCUCAAGGAGGAUUUCAGGCUGACCUUCCGCAACAUCUCCAGGAUCAUGGACUGUGUGGGCUGCUUUAAGUGCAGGCUCUGGGGCAAACUACAGACUCAGGGGUUAGGCACAGCCCUGAAGAUCUUGUUUUCCGAGCGACAGAUCGAGGCUCUGCCCAAAUCCAGCAGCGCCCGGCUCACUUUCCAGCUCAGUCGCCAAGAGAUAGUGUCUCUCCUCAAUGCCUUUGGAAGGAUUUCAACCAGCAUCAGAGAGUUGGAGAACUUCCGAUCACUGCUGUCUAUGGUCCGGUAGCCUGAACCCACACGUCCCUACAGAGAGCCACAUACCCACAAAAGAAUAACCAGGCUGAUUAGAAAUGAUUCAAAAUACAACAGCAUGUAGCUGGGGUAUUUGGGGCUGCUGAAAGACACAAGUGAAAGUCCUGACAAGUGACUUACAAGGGAUCUAACUAAACAAACAAAGGAACAUGGGCCGUAGCCAAUCCCCUUUGAGCUACUUGCCAAUAAGGGUGUUUUCACACAGUUUUGAUCUACAGUUCGAAUCAGAGUUUGAGUAUUUGUUACAUCAAAUAACACAGUUUAAUUGCAGAAUGUUCUGUUGGACCACAACUUCUGGUAUUCUUCAGUUCACGAAAAGAAAUAGCUAGCCAGCUACUAAACCCUGUUGCCCAAAGCUAACACUAUAAGCAGCCAGCUAGCUUCAUGAUGCUCGACCAGACCGGGUUGUGUUGUGAAGCUAGCCACAAUAACGAUUAGGCACAAUAGUGGAAUUUGCGGUUUGCCUUUUUGAAAGUGAUACAGAAGGUUACAAUUGGUGGAAUCCUGCCUUAUUUAGACUAGAUAAUGUCAAACAAGGUUGGAAUGUGAAGCAAUGAAAUGGGAUACCAGUCUACUUGGUGACACCCACAGAACACAACUGUGAAGAGUUUACACAAAUAUUAGCGUUGUAGCUCUUAUCGCGGGACUGUGACUGAAAUCACCUCCCCAGUCAGCCUAUUGUGUGUAUUGACAUUCAUAUUGCACUGUACAGCUUUACCUAAGGAGUGGGGAUCAAUGAAAUGGGGUAUCAGUCUACUCAAUUACCCAAGAUAUUUUUUCCCAAUGUCCUCCUCAAGAGUUAUCAGACUUGUUUUUCCUCUGGAAUAGUGUUCAAUACACACAGGUUGACAAUAAAUGUGGCUCAAUUCACAGUUCUUUCAGAGUCCCACAAUAAGAGCAACGACAGUAAUGUUCUCUGGGUGUCACUGAGUAGACUGAUACUCCAUGUCAUUGAUCCACAGUCCAUAGGUAAGCCUAGUGGUUACAGUGUUGGGCCAGUAACCGAUUCCCUAAGCUACAAAGGUUAAAAAAAAUCUGUCGUUCUGCCCCUGAACAAGGCAGUUAACCCACUGUUCCUAGGCCAUCCUGACUUGCCUAGUUAAAUAAAGGUUAUAUGUAUAUAUUUUUUUAAUGCUGUACAGUGAAAUAAGUAUGCCCCUAAUGCAAUUCUAAAUUGCAAUUCUAUUCUAAAUCCAGUGUGAAUUAAACAGAUUAUUGUCUUUUGUUGAUUUUAUAUAACAUUUCAACCUCGUUAAACAUGAUCUAUUAAAUUAUGUCAUAAUUCUA
Messenger RNA from Oncorhynchus nerka (sockeye salmon), 2878 nucleotides. It is a transcript of the gene ero1a, whose product is annotated as endoplasmic reticulum oxidoreductase 1 alpha. The coding region runs from base 183 to 1565 and encodes 460 amino acids. The transcript is spliced from 16 exons. Gene Ontology annotation, molecular function: FAD binding; thiol oxidase activity; protein-disulfide reductase activity. The record is from RefSeq and is a predicted model, not a curated record. Gene Ontology annotation, biological process: protein folding in endoplasmic reticulum. Gene Ontology annotation, cellular component: endoplasmic reticulum membrane; endoplasmic reticulum. Lineage: Eukaryota; Metazoa; Chordata; Actinopteri; Salmoniformes; Salmonidae.